AAUGACAGAAACUUCAUUUUUGGGUGAACUAACCCUUUAAAUUGUUUCUUGCCAUAACACACAAGUCAACUACACGCGCAAUUAAGCAUUUCAUCUGAAUUGAGUGUUGUAAUCCACAUGGUUUAUUUCUACUGCUCAUAAACCUUUUUUGAGAAUAUUUGGUGAGAUUUGCAUUUGAGAUUGUAUGUGUGUUAAAUUACAGACUGAGCUCAUUACACUCUCAUCUCAGCACUUUUAUGAUUAUGUUUGAAGAGUGGCUUCAGUGCCAUGCCUCAAUGAUGACCACAGAAGCAUAUCAGAUAAAAAGAGUAGCGAAGAUUUUUGCUGAGACAUCACAUGUGCAUGCUUGUGUACAUGAUGUGAAUACUCUCCACCUCCUACUGUAUAUAAAUCACUGGUCUCAGAAGGGUUUUUUUUUUGUUCGUACAGCUUCCAAGGCUCAACUUAGCUCUCACUAAAAGGAAAAAUGGCUCUUCAGGAUGUUUGUGAUUUCCUGCAGACCCUUGAUGACAGCAGCCCGUGCACUUCUCUACCGAAUGAGAUGGGAUGCAUGUGGAGGACACCGCUUGAGUUUGACAGAGAUAGUCCUUUUCAUUUUCUUUUCCCCCCUCAGCAGAACAGCAGAAAACACAAGACACCAACUGUUCUCUCUUCAACUUUAUCCUGUCUGUCACCUCACCAGCAACCCUUCCAGCUGUCACACGGCACCACCACUUUGGGGUUUAUAUUUCAGGAUGGCGUGAUAGCCGCUGCGGACACUCGCGCCAGCUGUAAGGGUCUGAUUUGCUGCCCGAUAAGUCAGAAGAUUAUGCCCAUCCACUCUCACCUGGUGGUCAACACCUCGGGAAGCGGUGCCGAUUGUAUGCUAUGGGAACGGAUCCUCACCCGAGAGAUGAGGCUUUACCAGCUUCGCCAUCGCAGGAGACUAAGCGUCAAUGGAGCUGCAAAGCUGCUCUCCAUGAUGCUUCAUCCAUUCAAAGGCACUAAUGUGUGUGUGGCGGCUACUCUAUGUGGAUGGGACGGAGAAGAAACUCAGGAAACCCUACGGUCUACAGAUGUUACCACUGUAUCUGCAAUUUCAGAUGAAUCUGCUUUAGGUAGUGAGAAAGCGGCCUCAGUAAAUGAGAUCUUGAAGGACGCUCAUGCACUAUCUUUGUCAGAUCAAAAUACAAAAAAUGUCCUCUCUACUUCUGGAGGACGGUCUGGUCCCAGGGUGUGCUAUGUUUGCAGUGAUGGCCUGCAACUGAAAGGAGAGAUAAUAUCAGUGGGCUCAGGGUCACCCUAUGCAUAUGCUGUGCUUGAUGAUGGUUGGAGAUGGGGAAUGACUGUGGAUGAGGCGGUGGGACUGGCCCGGGAGGCUGUUUUCAGAGCCACUCACUGGGAUGCCUACUCUGGGAAUAAUGUAGACCUUUUCCACAUCACUGCCCAUGGCUGCAGACGCAGAGACAGGGAAGAUCUGAAGGAGGAGUACUACAGAGAGAGGGAGAGAGAGAAGGAGAAGAUCAAGGAGAGGGAGAAAGAGAGACAGAAGAGAGAGGGGGAUGAGCUGGUUGGAGGGGAAGGUGAUAUAUAUUCAGGACACUGUGGAUAGGGACACAGAAGAUGGAAAAACAAAAAGACACAGAGGGAAUGUGAAUGCGAUGGACAGAAAUAGUGAGUAGUCAGGAGGUUCACUUGACAGCACAGAUAAUAAAGAAUGCAAAAUGCACAGGGAAAGCAAGUACGUUCUCAUAAACUAUUUUUAUUUAAACCUAAUUAAUAAAAUAGUUGCAAAUACACUGCAUCUUGUUUCAGAUUAAAAAUUGUAAUCAUAAAAUCUGUGGGUUUUCCUUGAUAUUGUAGCAACGGACCAAGAGGGAUUGAUAUUUAUUUAUUUAUUCUUUAAAACAUGCAUUUUUUAAAUUAA
Messenger RNA from Megalobrama amblycephala (Wuchang bream), 1906 nucleotides. It is a transcript of the gene psmb11a, whose product is annotated as proteasome 20S subunit beta 11a. NCBI's taxonomy places the organism in Eukaryota, Metazoa, Chordata, Actinopteri, Cypriniformes, Xenocyprididae. The coding region runs from base 467 to 1591 and encodes 374 amino acids. Gene Ontology annotation, cellular component: proteasome core complex. The record is from RefSeq and is a predicted model, not a curated record. The transcript has a single exon.